This is a messenger RNA of Zootoca vivipara (common lizard), 2649 nucleotides long. The record is from RefSeq and is a predicted model, not a curated record. Lineage: Eukaryota; Metazoa; Chordata; Lepidosauria; Squamata; Lacertidae.
CAGGCGCCCCCUGGAGCCGCGCCGUUGCCCAAGCCUCCCCGCUCCUUGGGCCGGCCUCCGCCGUCUCGGCGGGAAGGUGGCCGUCGCCCGCUGCUGCGCUGGGACGAGGUCCCCGACGACUUCGUGGAGUGCUUCAUCCUGUCGGGCUACCGGCGCCUGCACUGCACGGCGCAGGAGUGCCUGGCGUCGGUGCUGCAGCCCACCAACGAGACGCUCAACUUCUGGACGCACUUCGUGCCGCUGCUCCUCUUCGCCGCCAAGUUCUGCCGCCUGCUGCUGCUGCGCGGCGCCGGCGACGUGCCCUUCCACCACCCGGCGCUGCUGCCGCUCUGGUGCUACGCGUCGGGCGUGCUGCUCACCUUCGCCAUGAGCUGCACGGCCCAUGUGUUCAGCUGCCUGUCGCUGCGCCUGCGCGCCGCCUUCUUCUACUUGGACUACGCCUCCAUCAGCUACUACGGCUUCGCCAGCACCGUGGCCUACUACUACUACCUGCUGCCGGGCUUGAGCCUGCUCGAGCCCCGCGCGCUCAGCCGCUACCUGCAGCAGCGCCUGGGCUGGCACGUGGACUGCAGCGCGCCGCUGGCCGCCUACAGCGCGCUGGUGCUGCCGGUGGCCUUCGCGCUGGCCGUGGCCUGCACCGUGGCGUGCUGCAAGAGCCGCUCCGAGUGGUGCGCCUACCCGUUCGCCAUCCGCACCUUCGUCUUCGUCAUGCCGCUCAGCAUGGCGUGCCCCAUCAUGCUCGAGAGCCUCCUCUUCGACCUGCAGGGCCACAACCCCACGCUCUUCGUCCACUUCUACCGGCGCUACUUCUGGCUCCUGGUGGCCGCCUUCUUCAACGUCAGCAAGAUCCCCGAGCGCAUCCAGCCGGGCCUCUUCGACAUCAUCGGCCACAGCCACCAGUUCUUCCACAUCUUCACCUUCCUCAGCAUCUACGACCAGCUCUUCUACGUCGAGGAGGGCCUGCAGCAGUUCCUGAAAGGAGGGCACGCGCCCGCCUCGCCCACCUUCGCGGGCACGGUAGGCUACAUGCUGCUCUUGAUACUGUGCCUGGGCCUGGUCAUCAGGAGGUUUCUCAACGUCCCGGAAGCAUGCAAACACGAUUGAGGUCUUUUAAAUGUGGUGGAAUUCUAAGCGGAGCAUCGGGGUUUAUUGGCAGUGAAGGAUUUCCAGGAAUCUACCCUCCAAACAGCAAAUGUACUUGGAAAAUCACAGUUCCUGAAGGGAAAGUCGUGGUUCUUUCCUUUAGAUUCAUGGACUUGGAAAGUGAUAACUUAUGCCGAUAUGACUUUGUGGAUGUGUACAACGGCCAUGCAAACGGGCAGCGUCUUGGCAGGUUCUGUGGCACGUUGAAACCUGGUGCUCUUGUGGCCAACAGCAAUAAGAUGCUGGUGCAAAUGAUUUCAGAUGCCAAUACAGCUGGAAAUGGCUUUGUUGCAAAGUUUUCUGCAGCAGAACCACAUGAAAGAGGAGACCAGUACUGUGGUGGACGACUAGACAAGCCUGGGUCCUUUAAAACUCCUAAUUGGCCUGAUCGAGAUUACCCAGCUGGAGUUUCUUGCUCAUGGCACAUUGUAGCUCCAAAGAAUCAGCUAAUAGAGUUAAAGUUUGAAAAAUUUGAUGUGGAGAGAGAUAACUACUGCAGAUAUGACUACGUGGCUGUGUUUAAUGGAGGCGAGAUUAAUGAUGCUAGGAGAAUUGGGAAAUACUGCGGAGACAGUCCACCAGCGCCUAUUGUAUCUGAGAGAAAUGAGUUACUUAUUCAGUUCUUGUCUGAUUUAAGUUUAACGGCUGAUGGCUUUAUUGGUCACUACAAAUUCAGGCCCAAAAAAAUACCUACAACCGCAUCACCUACCACCGCAGCCCUCCCUGCCACCACAACAGUGAAGCCUACAGUUGCACUGUGCCAGCAAAAAUGCAGAAGGAGCGGAACUCUUGAGAGCAGUUACUGUUCAAGUAACUUCGUAAUAACAGGAUCUGUUAUCACAACAAACAUUAAAGGUGGAAGCUUGCAUGCAACAGUAUCAAUUAUUAAUGUCUACAAAGAAGGAAAUUUAGCGAUCCAACAAGCAGGCAAAAAUAUGAGUGCCAAGAUCGUUGUUGUUUGUAAACAGUGUCCUCUUAUCAGAAGAGGUCUAAAUUACGUCAUUAUGGGACAGGUAGAAGAAGAUGGCAGAGGUAAAAUCCUGCCCAGCAGCUUUACAAUGAGUUUCAAGACGAAGAACCAAAAGAUCCUGAAUAUCUUGAAAAACAAGCAGUGUUGAAUGUCAAUUUUUGCAGCUGAGUCCUGUCAACUAUCCUCCAGAACCUCUCUUCAUGCAAAUAAAAUGGGAGAUUUUCCAGGAACGUAGUGUACUUUCCGGAAUUUUUCAACCUUGUUUUCCCCAUUGACUGAUGUUGCAAAAAUCAAAAGAAAAAUACCAUGAUUGCCAAUUUUAUAUUUCAAAACCUUCAGCAACAUCAGCCAGCCUGUACCAUACCAAAUUUUCACUACCGCAAAUUUCUUAAUUUAUACUUUUCUCAGAAGGGUUUUUUUUAAAAAAAAUAAUGACUGAUGUGACGAAGUGCAAUAUUUAUAGUAAUUCAUUUUAACUUAGUUUUCCUGUUUCCUUGCAGUAUAAGCUACACUUAAUAAACACUUCUAAAAACUCA